GUUCUCUCGCAGCUUACGAGCAGCAUCUCGACUCCCCAAGGUUUCAUCUACAUUUGCUCCUUAUUCCACAAUGUCUUCCAACAUCACGCUCUACACCUGGCCCACGCCUAAUGGCAUCAAGGCCUCCAUUACCCUCGAGGAACUCGGUCUUCCUUACAAGACUGAGGGAAUUAACAUCAGCACUAAUGUUCAGAAGGAAGACUGGUUCCUAAAGAUCAACCCGAACGGCCGCAUCCCCGCUCUCCUCGAUGGCUCACAACGUGUCUUCGAGAGCGGUGCGAUUAUGAUCUAUCUGGUUGACAAGUACGACACCGAUCGCAAGAUCAGCUACGCUCCGGGAACCUCUGAGCAUGUCGAACAGACCUCAUGGUUGAUGUUCCAGAUGGGCGGUCUUGGACCUAUGCAGGGUCAAGCCAACCACUUCCGUCUCUUCGCUGGCGCGCGCUCCGACUAUGGCAUUAACCGAUACAUCGAAGAGACGAAGCGACUUUACUCUGUCCUCGAAUCUCGCCUCAAAGAGAGUCCUUACCUCGCUGGCUCAAAGUACACUAUUGCUGAUAUUGCGAACUUUUCCUGGGUUCGAAAUGCUCCUGUCUCUUUGGAGAUUGAUUUGUCUGAAUUCCCCGCGCUGAAGAAGUGGGUUGACGAGAUUAAUAAGCGUCCUGCUGUGCAGAAGGGUGUGGAUGUUCCGCAAACUGGCAGGACUCCUGAGCAGUUGGCUGAGUUGUUCCAAAACUGUCGAGCCAAGAUUGAUGGUAUGACCAAUUCGGAUAAGCACUAAUUGGACAUAGCUGGGAGAGUUAGCUGGGAAACUCACAGGUCUAUUGUUUGACUGAACAUUCAUUGUUCCGUGAUUUGUUGAGGUCUCACUUUCGUCGCCCAAGUUACAAAUCUGCUAUAGAAGAAAUUACUAAAUUUUGAUCCAAUCCAAUCUAGCUGAUCUCAAAUAGGACACUGUUGUUUG
Messenger RNA from Penicillium canescens, 964 nucleotides. Its product is annotated as glutathione S-transferase family protein. The coding region runs from base 71 to 781 and encodes 236 amino acids. The record is from RefSeq and is a predicted model, not a curated record. The transcript is spliced from 3 exons. NCBI's taxonomy places the organism in Eukaryota, Fungi, Ascomycota, Eurotiomycetes, Eurotiales, Aspergillaceae.